Wasmannia auropunctata (little fire ant) is the source of this 1836-nucleotide messenger RNA. RefSeq lists its product as uncharacterized. Lineage: Eukaryota; Metazoa; Arthropoda; Insecta; Hymenoptera; Formicidae. The record is from RefSeq and is a predicted model, not a curated record. The transcript is spliced from 6 exons. Bases 1 to 1836 code for a protein of 611 amino acids.
AUGUCAACGCAACACAGCCCACCGAGUUCACGUGCCGCACCGAUCGGAACAGGAACGGAAGAGCUGGACAUUUCCGGAGGCUCAGGGGAACCCCCCCAGGGAAUCAACGCCGCAAGACUCCUCCCAGAGUCUAUUCGCACGGUCCUUGCAAUAGGCGGAAUAGACGAUUUUGCAACGUUAGCACAGCAAGCUGAUAAAGCCAUGGAAGUAAUGAAACCCAAUAUUGCAGCCAUAAGCAAUCCAACCACCAUGGCAGCACAUAACUCAAUAUCGAUUGAACAACAAAUCUCAGAACUACGACGAGAUGUUGAAGCGUUAACUAAAGGAUUCCGACGAGGCCGACAAAUAAAUAAAGGCAAAGAAAUCAACGACAUCGAUCAUUUAGCAGAAACCGUCAACAUAAGCAAGAAUCAGGCAAUUGUUAUUUUCACGCAAAAUUUGGCAAAGAUGCACCAUGUAAAUACAGGAGUAAUCCUUUAUGCCGCUAACGGGGCAGCAAUAACGACAUACGAUCAAAAGAUCACCGAUGUCGAUCUUGGACUCAGACGUAAGUUCCAAUGGCCUUUCAUUAUCGCUAAUGUUACUCACGCAAUUUUAGGAGCUGACUUUUUAAAACAUUUUAAUCUCCUUGUCGAUCUUCGAGGCCGCUGCGUCAUAGACGGAGAAACUCAGCUCAAGUCUACCGGCCGUUUAACUACCACAUCAACACCAACGAUAACCACCAUCAUACGCAAAGGCGAUUACAGAGAUCUACUCGACGAAUUUAUCGACAUCACUCGUCCCACUCAUAGAAAGGACGCAAAGCAUCAAGUGCAACAUCACAUUGAAACACAAGGUCCACCAAUUGCAGAACCUGCACGACGGCUUACGACAAAAAAACUUAAAGCAGCACGCGCGGAAUUCGAUUAUAUGCUAACCGAAGUGUUUACAACUUUGGAUCUCACAAGAGCCUAUCAUCAAAUCCCCGUAGCUCCAGAAGACCAACCCAAAACAGCUGUUAUAACUCCAUUCGGCUUAUAUGAAUUCAACGUCAUGACCUUUGAUUUUCCUAAACCGAAAAGAAUUGAUGAACUAAGAAGAUUCCUCGGCUUACUAAAUUACUAUCGAUGGUUUAUGAAAAACGCAGCACAAGACCAAUUACUACUCAGCAAUCUUCUUAUCGGUGCCAGAAAACGCGACAAACGACUAAUCAACUGGACACCUGAAACAAGCACAGCAUUUGAACAUUGCAAGAAACAACUAGCCGAUGCAACUCUUCUCGCGCAUCCCAUCGAAAACGCACACCUAAUACUACGAACAGACGCAUCAGAUUCAGCAUUAGGAGUUUCUCUAGAGCAAAAUAAUAAAGGUAGACAAGUCACAAUAUUAACGGACCACAAGCCCUUGACAUACGCCUUUCAGCAGAAAGCAAGCAAAGCAUUACCCAGACAGCUACGCCAGUUGGAUUUUAUCGGACAACUAACAACUGAUAUUACAUACAUCUCCGGUAGUGACAACACCGUCGCAGAUACGCUGUCACGAGUAAGUACCAUCGACACUCCAAGAAUCGUCUCAACUGACGAACUUGCGGAAGAGCAAAACUCAGAUGAAGAAUUACAGCAAAUACUAAACUCAGAAACAAGCCUCAAACUACGAAAAUUACAGCUCACAGAUUCUAACAUCACAUUAUUUUGCGACAUAUCUGGAGAAGAUGUACGACCUUACGUGCCACUCAACUUAAGGAAACAAAUCUUUAACGCAACACAUAGUUUAUCACAUCCUAGCGGUCGAGCUACUAAGAUAUUAAUCGGACGUCAUUUUGUUUGGCUAAGCAUGAAUCGCGAUAUAAAAGAAUGA